Messenger RNA from Triticum turgidum subsp. durum (durum wheat), 1194 nucleotides. The record is from the annotation of a GenBank genome assembly. NCBI's taxonomy places the organism in Eukaryota, Viridiplantae, Streptophyta, Magnoliopsida, Poales, Poaceae.
AUGGCGCUCCUCGCCGCCGUCCGCCGCCUUCCUCGGGCCCUCCGGCUCCUAAAGCCUCACCACCUCCGCACCACCUCUUCCUCCGCCUUCUUCGGCGACUCCGAGGGCUCCGCGCCCGCCUGGGAGCCGCGGUCCCCCGUCCGCUCCCCGCCGGACGACCAGUUCGCGGCGUGGGUCACGCGGCUCCGCCCGGGCUUCACCGCGUGCGACCUGGCCGACGCCAUCAACUCCGAGCAGGACCCGGACCUCGCGCUCGCGCUCUUCCGCUGGGCGGGGCUCCGCCCGGGCUUCCGCCACGCGCCGGCCUCCUACAUCGCCGCCCUCAACGCCGCCUCCUCCGGCAAGCGCCCCGUCGCUGCGGAGAACCUCAUCCACGACGUGCUCGCGGGGGCCUGUCCCCCCGACCUCCAGCUCUUCAACGCCUGCCUCCGCUUCUGCUGCGACCGCCGCAGCCUCUUCCCCGUCGCAUUCGACGUGUUCAACAAGAUGCGCGCCCUCCCGGCCAACGCCGGCUGCCGCCCCAACGUCGAGACCUUCACGCUGCUCCUCAGCACCGUGGUCCGCCGCGUCCGCCGCCCGCCGGCGUCGCUGGUCUACCUCCACGCCGUCAGGUCCCUCUCCCGCCAGAUGAAGGCCACGGGCGUCGUCCCGGACACCUACCUGCUCAACCUCAUCAUCAAGGCGUACGGGCGGUGCCUCGAGGUGGACGACGCCCUCAAGGUGUUCCGCGAAAUGCCCCUCUACGGCUGCGACCCCAACGAGUUCACCUACGGCUACAUCGUCAAGGCCAUGUUCCAGAAGGGCAGGACCGACAACGGGUUGCUGUAUCUCAAGACGAUGAGGGACAAGGGGUUCGUGCCCAGCGGUGGCGUGUACAUGUCCGCGGUGGCCGCGCUGGCGCUGGAAUGGAGGUUCGAGGAAUCGAGAGAGGUGCUUUUGGAUAUGCUGGAUAGCAAGAGGAAGCCGGACAUGAUCACUUACAGGACGCUGCUCGAGGAGCUGUGCCGAGCUACGCGGACAGAGGACGCGUUCCAGUUGCUGGAGGAGCUGAAAGAGAGGAAGCGAGGCGCGUUGGACCAGAGGAUGUACUCGGAAUUGCUCGAUGGGCUGCACUGGAUUUCUCAGCCACAGCAGAAUAGCUUUCCUCGCCGUGACAGGGGCUCUGCCUCUGAUGAUAGGGGAUCUGAUGACUGA